Messenger RNA from Annulohypoxylon maeteangense, 1470 nucleotides. RefSeq lists its product as uncharacterized. Bases 257 to 1363 code for a protein of 368 amino acids. The record is from RefSeq and is a predicted model, not a curated record. Lineage: Eukaryota; Fungi; Ascomycota; Sordariomycetes; Xylariales; Hypoxylaceae. Gene Ontology annotation, biological process: mRNA alternative polyadenylation. Gene Ontology annotation, cellular component: mRNA cleavage and polyadenylation specificity factor complex. The transcript is spliced from 2 exons. Gene Ontology annotation, molecular function: mRNA binding.
ACGUAUUCGAUAUUGUGAGAAUUUUCUUUUUCCUCCUGCUGCUAUUUAUUCUAUCUUUCCAGCUGAGGAUUCCGCAUCAUGUAUUUUCGGUUGACUGAUGAUAUGGAGUCGAAGACGACAGGCACCUUCUGUAUCUACUCUGAAUACAUCCUCACUUUACAGAUAUCACACCUACCUUCUAUCCAAUCUCUCCCUUCUUAGUCUCUCCUUAAUCAUCAUUCUUUUCCUGCCAAACCAGGAUUUCGGAUAAUUCAACAUGGCGGACGAAGAUUUCGAGAUCGAUGUCUAUGGCGAUGCGCCUGACGCGAACGACGCCGGUGAUUCAGCAAAUGCAGAUGCGGCUACUCUAGAUGAAUCUAAACCUGAUGAAUCCAACAACCACGCAUACGAGAACAAUUCCUCGAUCACAAUAGCUAACGGCUCUAACCCCGAUUCCAUGGCGCACUCUCAUCACGAUGGCCAGGAAGAACAGAAUGACAUGCAUCUGUACAGUGAACGCGCAACUCCUAGCCAGAGCUUGAAGCGCAAGGAGGUAUCUGACGACCGUCCCAUCGAUCCCGGCGCCACCAGCGCCCUCCUCCUUUCCGAGCUGCAGUGGUGGUCAACCGAUGAUGACGUCCGAGGCUGGAUCCGACGCGCAUCCUGCGAGGAUGAGCUGAAGGACAUCACCUUUAGCGAGCACAAGGUUAACGGCAAAUCCAAAGGUCAAGCUUACGUAGAAUUCACCUCCCAACAAGCUGCAACUGCAGCCAAGCGCCAGAUUGAGAAUGUCGCAUCCGAACUUACUCAUGGUGGAAAGAAGAUAACAAUCACCUACACUUCCCACACUACAAACCCAUUCAAGACCCUUCCUAAGGAUGCUCCUGCUAGAGCUAACAAGGAUGGAGGUUCCCGAGGAGGUUCCUCCAUGGGAGGCUACAAUGACCGCGGUGGCUUCCGUGGCCGAGGCGGCGGUUUCAAUGGCCCCCGAGGCGGAUUUAGAGGCAAUUAUCAGGGUAAUAUGGGAGGUGGUUUCCAUGGCAACAACCCUGGUGGUUUUAACAGUAACAUGGGAGGCGGCAACUUCGGUGGAGGUGGCUUUGGCAACAUGGGCGGAGGCGGCGGUGGUGGUCCCGGCUUCAACUUCCGCGGUGGCGGUAUGAUGCCUGGUGGGGGAGGUAUGCGCGGGGGUGGCAUGCGAGGCGGACGUGGUGGCGGCAUGAAUCCCGCCAUGAACCCCGGUAUGAUGGGUGGCAUGGGUCCAAUGGGAAUGCCCAUGAUGGGCUUCCAGCAACCCGCACACUUCAACCCGGCAUUCUUCGGCGGAAAUCAACAAUCAGACUGGCAGAAUCCCCAUGGUGCGAAGCGACCUCGCGAGAAUUAGGGAUGGCGGGGAUGGCGAGGAGGACGAGGUUGACAUUGCUUACAUGGGGGACUUAACAUGAUAGGUACGCAUAGCUUUGGUAAGGGAGGAUUCAUGUUCUUUUCUCA